Photinus pyralis (common eastern firefly) is the source of this 1869-nucleotide messenger RNA. Its product is annotated as probable cytochrome P450 303a1. Gene Ontology annotation, cellular component: intracellular membrane-bounded organelle; cytoplasm. The transcript has 3 exons. Bases 200 to 1654 code for a protein of 484 amino acids. The record is from RefSeq and is a predicted model, not a curated record. Gene Ontology annotation, biological process: xenobiotic metabolic process. Gene Ontology annotation, molecular function: oxidoreductase activity, acting on paired donors, with incorporation or reduction of molecular oxygen, reduced flavin or flavoprotein as one donor, and incorporation of one atom of oxygen; heme binding; iron ion binding. NCBI's taxonomy places the organism in Eukaryota, Metazoa, Arthropoda, Insecta, Coleoptera, Lampyridae.
AUCAUUAUUCGCUCAAACGUUUCUCUGACAUGGCUAGUCAAGACUAUUGGUCGGAAUUAGAAAGGUGAAUUCCAUCUUUCCACUCCGUGGGGUAGUUGCCUAGACCUCCAUUACUAAACGAACUAUUAAUAACUUUAUCUAAUCGUUCGGAAAAUGCAACCCAAGUGUUUGGGAGUAGUGGUAAUCGACUGCUGCUGAAAUGUGGUCAGUAAUAAUUCUAAUCUUGGUUUUGGUUCUGCUGGCUUAUUUGGACACGCGGAAGCCGAGGUACUUUCCACCGGGCCCCGCCUGGUUUCCGAUUUUAGGAUGCGCGUGGGAACUGCGGAGGUUGCAGAAGGAGACGGGCUCGUUAUCUGGGGCGACGCAAGCGUUGGCGAGAAGAUAUGGUCCGGUGGUUGGGGCGCGAGUGGGCCGAGAACGUGUCGUCUUCGUCUGCGGCUCGAAAGCGAUCCACGAGCUGCUUUCCAGAGAUGAGCUCAACGGUAGGCCGGACAGUGACGUUACCAGGAGUAGAACUGGUGGAAAACGCAGAGGUCUCCUCUUUACAGACUCCGAAUUUUUACAAGAACAAAAAAGGUUCGUACUCCGACACAUUAACGAGGCUAGUUUCCGAAAAGAGGUCAUGCGGGAGUCGAUCGAGGAAGAGGUGAGAUCUAUCAUCGACGGUGUCACGAGAGCAAUCGAAAAGAACCCCGUGGUCGACAUGUACAGUUUCUUCCGGAUUCAUGUGUUGAACGCGUUUUGCUUUCUAAUAUCAGGCCAGACAAGCCAGCAACACGAGUUGAGUGAUUUGGAGGCCAUCACUGCGUCUUUUUCUGAGAAUGUUCCCUUGGCCGGUCCGAUAUUCGGCCUGUUUCCGUUUUUAAGGCACAUCUGCCCCGAUUAUUGUGGAUAUAACUUGCAUGUAGAAAUGCAUGAAAAAAUAUUGGAGUUCUUCCACAAAAAGGUAGAGGUUCUCAGGGACGCUGCCUCCACUCGUGGCUUCAUUCACGCAUACUUGGACAAACUAAAUUUAGGCCAAAGCGGUGACAGCUUCUCCGAAGAGCAACUACUAGCAGUUUGCUUAGACCUGCUGAUUGCUGGUUACGACUCCACUUGCAAUACCCUAAAAUUUGCGUUCUUGUAUCUCAUACUGCAUCCAGAUAUUCAGAAGAAAGCUCAAGAGGAAAUCGAUACCGUCCUCCAGGGGAGAUUACCUACUGUAGAGGACAGAUCAUACUUACCCUACGUCGAGAGUAUAGUCUUGGAAUCAAUACGGAUGUUUGUAGGCAGAUCUCACUAUGUACCCCGUAGGGCGACCAAAGAUACGCAACUUAGCGGCUACUUCAUUAGGAAGAACACCACCAUAAUUGGAAACAUCCGAGGAAUUCUUAUGGAUGAAGCUGCGGGUUGGCACAAUCCGGAAGACUUCGAUCCCGGCCGUUUCAUGCGAGACGGUAGCCUGAAGAUUUCGGACAAUUUCAGUCCGUUCGGUUCGGGCAAGAGAAGAUGCGUGGGAGAGGUCUUUGCUCGCGAAAACAUGUUUGUCGUGGUCGCCGGUCUUCUUCAAGCGUUUAACUUCGAGACCGUGCCUGGGAAUCCUGCAACGGUAGAAGCUGUCGAAAACUUUACUCCGACAGUCAAACCUUACAAGACAUACGUUACAUUGAGAUAAAACCACCCAAACACUUCCUGGUCACGCCACCUAGUGCACGGCUUACUAUCAAACCGAAGCCAAUAAAUAGUUAGUACGUCUAUCAUUACAACCAAUCGGUUUAGCUCUGUAUCGUAGAAACAAAAGGGUCGAGGGGUUGUGUUUAAUGACGAAUCUGCGCACAACUACCCUUAACCAAAACUAAUAAUAAAUAAUCAUAUACCCCAUCCGUUUAA